Aspergillus novofumigatus IBT 16806 is the source of this 5568-nucleotide messenger RNA. Its product is annotated as putative AMP binding domain protein. NCBI's taxonomy places the organism in Eukaryota, Fungi, Ascomycota, Eurotiomycetes, Eurotiales, Aspergillaceae. Bases 1 to 5568 code for a protein of 1855 amino acids. Gene Ontology annotation, cellular component: cytosol. The transcript has 5 exons. The record is from RefSeq and is a predicted model, not a curated record.
AUGGCGGAGGAGAAUCCCGAGCUCCAGGCCGCUUUGCGGGAGCUCGAUAGAGAACUCGAGGAGGGGGAUAUCACGGAGAAAGGAAAGUCCGUCGUCGCCAAUAAGCAGCUCAAACAUUGCUCCACCGGCCAUUCUCAGUGUUCGGCCCCUACGGCUGAUUCCGCGAGCCGAAAUGCAUCUUCGCAAUCCUUUGCACAGAGUAACAUACCUGGUAAUGGAAGCUUCGGAUACGACCGGCGAGUGAGCAUGGGCACACAGGGCUCCAUCCAAGAUGAUAGUGCGUUUCAAUACAAUAGAGAUAGUAUGGCACUACAGCCCCCUGAGCGGAUGCCCUCCUCUACUUCAUACGAUUCCCUUUUCCUUCCGAAGCCGCAAGCGCCUCCAAUCGCGCAGGAGGACUCCCGAACUGCAACACUUUUGAGCCAGAACUAUGCCUUUAACCCUGGAGCUUCUGAGCAUGUGGAUGAAUCUGCCGGAGCUUACGACAUGACACCCGGCGCGGUCACGCGCCAAUCUACGAUGCUCGAUUCCCAGCAAGCAUACUUCUCUGACUUUGCGGGCCAGCAGCAGGGUGACUAUAGAGACAGCUAUGGCGGUGGAUUCCAUCGCUACUCUCAAUCGGACACGUUUUCUCCAACGGCAAAUAUGGCACCGCCGUUAAUUCCUGCCUCCGAAUUACCUCACGGGGCGACUAUCAACCACCUACUUCCCCUCGAGCCUCGCGAUAUACCUUUUGCGGUACACGACCCGCACGACAAGAACACUCUCAUGUCCAAUUUCGACAACAUCCCUGCAGUACUUCGGCAUCGCGCUAGAGUGCAUCCCAAGCAGCCCGCAUACUGGGUCCUAGACCAGAAAGGCAAGGAAAUCGCUUCCAUCACCUGGGAGAAACUUGCCAGUCGCGCGGAAAAAGUCGCUCAAGUCGUCCGUGACAAGAGUAAUUUGUACCGUGGUGACCGUGUGGCUCUGAUUUACCGCGAUUCAGAGAUCAUCGAGUUUGCUGUUGCCCUUAUGGGAUGCUUCAUUGCUGGGGUCGUUGCUGUACCCAUCAAUAAUCUCGAAGACUACCAGAGUCUCAACCUGGUUCUCACCUCCACUCAAGCGCAUCUUGCUUUAACAACUGAGAACAAUCUCAAGAGUUUCCAGAGGGAUAUUACGAUGCAGAAGCUGAACUGGCCCAGAGGGGUAGAAUGGUGGAAGACCAAUGAGUUCGGAAGCUACCACCCAAAGAGAAAAGAUGAUAUUCCGGCCCUUGUGGUUCCCGACUUGGCUUACAUUGAGUUCUCACGGGCUCCUACUGGGGACAUGCGCGGUGUAGUCAUGAGCCACCGGACAAUCAUGCAUCAAAUGGCUUGUCUUGGCGCUAUAAUUGCAACUGUUCCUGGCUCAGGUAAAAGCGUCCGUCCGCAUGGAGAGACCUUGAUCAGCUAUCUCGAUCCAAGACAAGGCAUUGGGAUGAUUCUUGGUGUCCUUCUUACUGUGUAUGGUGGCCAUACCACCGUCUGGCUUGAGGAUCGAGCGGUCGAAACUCCAGGCUUGUACGCUCAUUUGGUCACUAAGUAUAGGGCCACACUCAUGGCUGCGGAUUACCCUGGGCUUAAGAUCACGGCGUACAACUACCAGCAAGAUCCAAUGGCCACGCGCCACUUCAAGAAAAACUCUGAGCCUAACUUCGAAAAUGUGAAGCUUUGUCUUAUCGAUACGUUGACUGUCGACGCUGAGUUUCAUGAAAUUCUGGCUGACAGAUGGCUGCGGCCCAUGAGAAACCCCAGAGCUCGGGAAAUUGUUGCCCCAAUGCUAUGUUUGCCCGAACAUGGCGGUAUGGUGAUCAGUGUUCGGGACUGGUUGGGAGGAGAAGAGCGUUUGGGCUGCCCUCUGACUCAUGAGAUGGAUCCGGCCGAGCGUUCAGAAGCCGCAGAAGCCAAAAAAGAGGAAAGAAAGUCCGAAAACAACAGUGGUUUCGGCAGCAGCCUUCUGGGUGGCGGUGCACGUGCUUCUGCUCCUGCUCCAAAAGAGCAGAACAAGAACGAGCUGGGCGAAGUACUUCUCGAUAAAGAGGCCUUGAAGAGCAAUGAGGUUGUGGUUUUGGCCAUGGGCGAGGACGCUCGAAAGUACGCAGCGACCAUGCCAAAUGCUGUGCGAGUUGGCUCUUUCGGCUACCCGAUUCCUGAUGCGACCCUUGCCGUUGUUGACCCGGAGACCAAUUUGUUAUGCACGCCCAAUGUGAUCGGUGAGAUAUGGGUUGACUCACCAUCUCUUUCUGGCGGUUUCUGGGCAUUGCCCAAGCAUACGGAAGCAAUCUUCCACGCACGGCCUUAUAAGUUCGAAGAGGGCAACCCCACCCCUGUGCUGGUGGAGCCAGAGUUUCUACGGACUGGUCUCCUUGGCUGCGUGAUUGAGGGGAAAAUCUUUGUACUAGGUCUCUACGAAGACCGCCUCCGACAGAAGGUGGAAUGGGUCGAGCAUGGGCAGGAGAUUGUUGAACAUCGCUACUUCUUCGUCCAACACAUGAUUGUCAGUAUUCUCAAGAACUUGCCAAAGAUACAUGACUGCACUGCCUUUGAUGUGUUUGUCAAUGAUGAACAUCUUCCGAUUGUUGUUUUGGAGUCAUAUGCGGCGUCGACCGCACCAACGACUUCGGGUGGUCCACCUCGGCAACUAGAUUCUGUGCUCCUGGAGUCUCUGGCGGAAAGAUGUAUGGAAGUCUUAUAUCAAGAGCAUCACUUGCGAGUCUAUUGUGUGCUUCUCACGGCGCCGAACACACUUCCCCGUGUGACUAAGAACGGACGCCGGGAGGUCGGUAAUAUGCUCUGUCGCAGAGAAUUCGAUGCCGGAACUCUGCCCUGCGUGCAUGUGAAGUUCGGUAUUGAACGAUCGGUCAUGAACCUGCCGGUUGGUGUCGACCCUGUUGGGGGAAUAUGGUCUCCCUUGGCUUCGGCGACACGGCAAGAGAUGCUUGCCAUGCAAGAAAAGCAGUACUCGGGUGUCGAUUACCGCGAUGUCGUGAUGGAUGAUCGCACCUCCACGCCUUUGAACAACUUCGCAACGAUUGUGGACCUUCUCCAAUGGCGUGUCUCCCGCCAGGCAGAGGAGCUUGCUUACUGCUCAAUCGACGGCCGUGGAAAAGAAGGCAAAGGCAUCACCUGGAAGAAAUUUGACUUGAAAGUCGCCGCUGUAGCGAUGUACUUGAAAAACAAGGUCAAAGUUCGACCUGGAAAUCAUCUUAUCCUCAUGUACACGCACUCGGAGGACUAUGUCUACGCCGUGCAUGCCUGCUUCUGUCUGGGUGUCGUUGUCAUUCCCAUUGCUCCACUCGACCAGAACCGGCUAGCAGAAGACGCCCCUGCAUUUCUCCAUGUGAUUAAUGAUUUCAAAGUUAAAGCAAUCAUCGUCAAUAGCGACGUUGACCACGUCAUGAGGCAAAAAAUCGUUUCCCAGCAUAUCAAACAGUCUGCGCAGGUCCUCAGGAUUGGUGUGCCUGCUAUCUACAAUACCAGCAAACCAUCGAAGCAGUCUCAUGGCUGCCGAGAUCUUGGCUUUACUGUCAAAGAAACUUGGUUACGAUCAGACCAGCCAGCUCUAGUUUGGACUUAUUGGACACCGGACCAGAGGAGAAUCUCUGUACAAAUUGGCCACGACACCAUCUUGGGAAUGUGUAAAGUUCAGAAAGAGACCUGCCAGAUGACUAGCUCGAGACCAGUCUUAGGCAGCGUUCGCAGCACAUUAGGUCUUGGAUUUCUUCAUACGGUCUUAAUGGGCAUCUACGUUGGUAAGAGAACGCGCGCUGGUUUGGCUGCAAAGUCCUUCCAUGUUAACCGGUCAUUAGGUGCUCCUACCUAUCUUGUAUCGCCUGUUGAUUUUGCGCAAAACCCCAUGACAUUGUUCGUCGCCUUGUCUCGUUAUAAGAUUAAGGAUACAUAUGCCACUAGCCAGAUGCUGGACUACGCUAUGAGCGUCAUGCCUGCGAAGGGUUUCCAGCUUCAAGAAAUGAAGAACUUGAUGAUUUCCGCAGAGGGUCGGCCACGAACUGAUAUCUACCAAAAGGUGCGCCUUCAUUUCGCAUCCGCGAGUUUGGACCGCACCGCAAUCAACAUAGUAUACUCGCACGUGCUCAACCCUAUGGUCGUCACUCGAUCAUAUAUGUGCAUCGAACCGAUUGAACUGUGGCUUGACCUUCGUUCUCUCCGCCAAGGGCUUGUUUGUCCCGUCGAUGCAGACACAGAUCCGACGGCGCUGCUUGUCCAGGAUUCAGGGAUGGUUCCGGUAAACACACAAGUAGCUAUUGUGAAUCCGGAAACCUGUACCUUGUCACAUGUUGGCGAAUAUGGCGAGAUAUGGAUUCAAUCAGACGCCUGCGCCAAGGCGUUUUAUGGAUCCAGGAAUGAAUUUGAUGCUGAGCGAUUCAACGGCCGGAUCGUGGAUGGAGACCCUAACGUUGCCUAUGUGCGCACCGGUGACCUGGGUUUCCUUCACACCGUCACUCGGCCCAUCGGUCCAUCCGGCCAAUCUGUCGAGAUGCAGGUGCUCUUUGUCCUGGGCGGAAUUGGCGAAACGUUCGAGGUCAAUGGAUUAAAUCAUUUCCCCAUGGACAUCGAGAACUCUGUGGAGAAGUGUCAUCGCAACAUUGUGCCUGGAGGAUGUUGUGUCUUCCAGGCCGGUGGUUUGAUAGUGGUUGUCGUCGAGGUGACAAGAAAAGCAUACUUGGCAUCCCUUGUCCCCGUGAUCGUGGACGCCAUCCUCGGUGAGCAUCAAGUCAUAGCUGACAUAGUGGCGUUCGUGUCUCACGGAGACUUCCCUCGGUCUCGUUUGGGCGAGAAGCAGAGAGGAAAGGUGCUGGCAUCAUGGGUAACCCGCAAAUUGCGCACGAUCGCACAAUUCAGUAUUCGUGAUACGGAGGGAUCAAUGAGCCUCUUCGCAGAAGCUCCUCAACAUCGUUCUAGUAAAGGCUCGAAACCCGGUAGCAUCAUGGGCAACAGCCUGCGUCGGUCCACUCUCGUACCGGACGCUGAUUCAGCUACUGUUCCUCGUUCUCCAGCUCCGAUGCUUGUGGAGCAACCGGAAGCAUCAAUGGUGCCCCCUUACCAUGACGUACAUGAAGGAGAGGGAGGUGAAAUGCCUGCGCCACCUCUUCCAGACGUGCAGCUGUCUCUUCCUCAGAUAGGGGAACCUGUCCCACCAAUGCGGUCUUCGAACAAUGAAAGUCACUCGGCAGGCAUUGCUCACCCUGACCUUGGUUUCAAUUUUGGCGAUUUCGCCAAUGCGACGAGCUCUGCUCCCGUGGAUGAACACACCGGUGCAGGCGCUGUCGGUGAAACUCUUCCAUACCGCGAUGUCCGUGCACAAGGCUCCAUUCCCACCCAACAGCCGCCGAGAACCAGCAGCCUCCCAAUUGGCACCGCCCCAUUAUCCGCUCGACCCAACUCGUCGGACCGGAUCUCAGAAGACAAAAUGGGAGACUGGCCGCAGGAAGCUCUGAUGUAUCAAUCGGCACUUGGGGGCGAUGACGCAUACGGUCAUAGUGCCGGCAAUCGGACUCUGAGCAGUGCUACGAGAAACCACCUUGACUGA